AUAGGUUUAUAAGCCAUAGUUUUUUCUCAGUGUGAGGAGGUACCUGCGGCGCCACGAAUUGGACCCCCGCUGGGCGGAGGUGUACCCCCGCUGGGUCCUCCAGCACCUCCUCGAUCACGGAUACUACACCGUCAACAAUACGGUCGACACCGCCGCCGCAGUGGAGAUCAGAGUGACCAACCGCGAGAGGGCGUUGCAGCUUAGGAACGCGCUGUACACGCGGACUUUCUUGAAGCGAAGGUAUUGGACCGCACUGGGGGGAGAAAGACAGGAAAAACCAGGCGAAAUAAUUAGAAAGAUACCAAAUCACGGAUGGUGAGAUGGAAGCGUACGUGACGGCCCUCGCACGGCUGACCCAGGACCGGCGCGACCUCUUCGUGGAGUUCAUGAACGUGACGAGGAGCCUCCUCGGGAAACCCUCCGUGAAGCUGGAGAAAGACAUGUUCCUCAUCCUCUACCACGCAAUCACCAGCCACGAGGAGCGGGUGUUCCAACGCUGGGGCGGCCAGAAGCGGGUCUACAAAGCCUUCUCCAGGAAGAGGUUGAAAGCCAUCGAGGUGAACGGAUCCGACAAGGAGCGAGGCUGGGCGUUCCGCACCUUUUCCCGGCUCAAGUGGUCUCGCGCGAGACCGAAACGGGAAAUGAUACCCGAAGGGGCGUUUACGGUCCUCGAUAUCUACGUCGUGACGAAAGAUAGGGUAGGGAUCGUUCUGGAGUUGAAAUACGACAAGACAACUGCGUUCCGGGCCCUCGAACAGAUCGUAGACUCACAGUACUACAAGAUCUUCUCCGAGAAGCCGCACUUACCGUGGGCGCUGAGGAGUCAAGUCUACAUCGGGAUGCGCUAUCAACCCAAAACACGUGGACUCUCCCUGAGCUACUUGUAUGAUUCUAGGAGUCUGAGUAAAGCUGUCAAUAUUACGACGGUUAUACCUAAGCCGAUGUCGCUUGAAAAGCAAUUAAGAGCGCAGAAAAAGACGAAACCCACCCGGGCUGUUGGGCCGCGGGAGAGGAAAAACACGGUGAGGGCAAAACCUGCGGUUGUCACGCUGAGACCAUCCACUUCCGCCGAUAGAAAGGUUAUGUCACUGAUUGGCAGGAUUGUGUCGAAGCUCAACGUUUUUAGAAGCAGGACCACGGUCACAGCCUUAGUUGCUACUUCCUUUGUGACGCAAGACUCAAUCACGGUUGAGCCGAAGAGACGCCGUCUUGCACAAAACACCGGCCAACAAACUUCACCCAAAACCGGCAUCAGUGUGGAUAGCUCAAAAAUUACGACAGAAAACAUAGUUAGAAAGAAAAGUCCAGAGGAUAAAAUAAAUCGAAUACAUUGUUAGUCGCGAUUAAAAAAACGAGAAGGCGUGUAGCUCGUGCAACCAAGUUCAUGGAAAGCUAUCAUCGGAAAUGAUAGAUGGUUCGAAAGAACGGCAGGAAACAUAGUUGGAAAGUCAUGGCUUAGGGAAAUAUAGGCAAUCAAAGGCAUUCUCAAGCACAGUGGACGUAUUUAUGCUAAAUGGAACUAUGUGCAAGCGGAAAGAUGGGGUGUGCUAGUUAGUUAAGGGCCAUAAGAAUGAAUGAGGAUUUUAAAGCGCCAGUGACGUCAACGGCAACGAGCCCGUCCACGUCGUCGUUCUCGGUCGUCCUUUACGCAUGAGCCCUGCUCACAACGCUUUUGUCGCAUGUCCACGGCUUAAGAGUUAGCGCUCAGUUCCUUUUGAUUUAAUGUCCAAUCCCGCUUUUCAAUUUUCUCAAAAGGAACUAUAUCCACUUUUACGUUGUUUCUUAUGCAGCUUCCACGAACACACCCCAUCUUUCCACUUGCACUUAGUUCCUUUUCGCAUAAAUACAUCCAGUUGACAAAUUGAGUAAGUGUGUAGCCCGAAGGAAGAUCCAAAAACGUGGAACUAAUGAAAAAUACGGUAGAAAACACGGAUGUAAAUGUGGAAUCGGGAAGGUCGUAGAAAUUGGUAAGAUAGAUUUUUUUCCACCUAAGGUAACAGGUUGUUGCUAAGUUAAAACAAGGAAAGAUCCAAAACCGUUACAACGGCUGCUUUGCGACAGCUUCACAGGCGACGCUUGCUGCGAGGCAAUAGUGAUGAAGCCAUUCCCUCAUGUGCUGGUUACACGCUCAAUUCCCAUCAAUUUCCAAUCAAAUGGUGACUGGUGCGCACCAUCUACUAUCAAAUUUCUGCGGCCUGCACAAAUUUGAUGGUAGAUGAUGGAACU
This is a messenger RNA of Bemisia tabaci, 2226 nucleotides long. NCBI's taxonomy places the organism in Eukaryota, Metazoa, Arthropoda, Insecta, Hemiptera, Aleyrodidae. The record is from RefSeq and is a predicted model, not a curated record.